GUCGCAACGCCGCCGCCACUGUGUGAUCACCAUAGCGAUCGACAACGCCGUCUAUUGAAUCUUCGGUCAAAGAAUUGUGAUUAAUUUAUUUUAUUUUGGUUGAUCGGUCAAACCGACAGCGAGAUUCUUGUAUGUAAUGGAUAAUCAGAGAGUAUGCAAAUUAAAGUUCAGAAAACGAAAGGCAGCACCGAACGUAACGUUUUGCAUGAAAACAGAGAGAAAUGCGUCGAAUAAAAAAAUAUUAGAAAUAAUUCAAAAACCAUUAUCUGAGCGAACCAUUGAUGACAAAGAAAUUCUUAAUACAUGUAAAGAUACAGUACAGAAGAUAUCUCAAAGGUUGGAUAGACAAAAAAAAUUAAAAGAGCGAUGUCAAGAAUUUGAAGACCCAAUUGAAAUACUAGAUAAAAAAUGUGAAGAACUUGCAAAGGCUAUUUCGUCUGCAUCCAAUUUAGUAGUUUAUACUGGUGCAGGAAUAAGUACGGCAGCUAAAAUACCUGAUUAUAGAGGCUCAAAUGGAAUAUGGACAUUAUUAGAUCAAGGAAAAGAUAUUGGAUGUCACGACUUAAGUCAAGCAGAACCAACCUUAACGCAUAUGGCAUUAUAUCGAUUAUAUCGUGAAGGAUUACUCGGGCAUGUCGUUUCUCAAAACUGUGAUGGGUUGCAUUUGAGAAGUGGUCUACCAAGACCAGCAUUGUCAGAAGUUCAUGGUGAUAUGUUUAUUGAGGUAUGCAUCAAUUGUAAGCCAAACAGGCAUUAUUUACGAAUGUUUGAUGUAACUGAACAUACAGCAAGAUUUAAUCAUAAAACUCUAAGAUUAUGUUAUGCUUGUCACAAACCUUUGAAAGAUACAAUUGUUCAUUUUGGAGAACGUGGUAAACUCCAAUGGCCAAUUAAUUGGUCAACAGCUUGUAAACACGCAGAAAAAACUGAUGUAAUUUUGUGUUUAGGAUCCAGUUUAAGGGUUUUGAAAAAAUAUCCAUGGCUCUGGUCCAUGGAUAGACCAGCUAAGAAAAGACCAAAGUUAUAUAUUGUGAAUCUUCAAUGGACUCCUAAGGAUGAUCAAGCUACUUUAAAAAUAAAUGGUAAAUGUGAUGAAAUUAUGAAAAAAGUAAUGUCAAUCUUGAAUUUGGAUAUUCCUAAGUAUCAACGUUGUCUGGAUCCUAUAUUUCAUCAUGCCACAAUGUUGGUAGCAGCUGAAGAACAUACAACAGUACAUCCUGUUUUAGCUGUUCCAACUGAUGAUGUUCAAAAAACCGAUUCAAGUACAAUAACAAAAUGUGAAAAAGUAGAAUUAGAUAUAAGUAAUAAUAAAAAUAAUACCAAAAUGUGUUCAGGAUCAAAAGACCUAAUUCAACCAGUUGAUCUCAGUUUAGUAAAAUUAGAAAAUAAUAAAUCCAUAGUUGAUCAAAGUGAAUCAAUUAAUUCUCCGUCGUGUUCAAAUAUGGAUAUUGUUCCAAAUUUAAAUAAUUUUUGGAGGCCUUUUAUUGAAGGUGUAGAUCCAAAUUCAUUGGAAGGUCGCAAUAUGCUCUCAUUGGUUGAACCAAUAGUACCAUACUUAAAUCCAUUUUUUAUCAAUAAUAUGGAAACUUUAGGAUUGUCUCCAACGCCUGUUGAUCAGUUUUACAAGAACUUUGUAUAUCAAGCAUGUAUUGGAUUAGCUGCUGUUGAAAAAUUACAAAUAGAAAAAAAACUGACAAACAAUUUAAAAAAAAAGAAAAAAGAUAUUAAUGAAGAUAAAGAUGAUAUUAAAAAAACAGAUGUUUCUAUAAGUCGAUAUUGUACAUUUUGUCAUCCAGUUUAUGGUUCAACUAAAUGUCUAUUUUAUCAUAAAUAUGAGUCAAAGUUCAAAGAAAAUGUAGCCAAUUGUCUGUGUUGUGAUGAUGAUACAGAUGAAGAAGAUGAAAAUGAACUGAAAACUGAAGAUAUAGCUGAUAAGAAUGAUGAAGUUAUAGAAAAAGCCAAAGUUACUGCAGGUUGGUUUGGGAAAGGUUACAAGAAAAGAAUUAAAAAAAAGAAAUAGGUAUAAUAAUUUAAUUUAAAAUUAGUUAUUCUCAUUAUUUCUUUACCUUCCAGUAUUUAAGUUAAGUUGUACUAAAAUUGUAAGGUUGUAUAAUUCUAAGAAUAUCCAUAGUCUUAUAAGUAUUUAUCUGGUAACAUUUAUGAUUUAUGUUUACUCAGGCAUGAAACUUAUAUCAUCAUAUUUUUUAUAUUAAAAUCAUCUUUAGAAUUGGCUUAGUUUUUUAUAAUUUAAAAUUUGAAUCUAUUCUUACCUGUCCAGAAUUUUAAUUUAUAAUGUCCUAAUCAUAUUUUCAAUUUUUUCAUUCUUCUGUUUAUUGAUUAAUGAUUAUUUAAUAAUUUUCAUUUACACUAUUAUUAUUGUAUUAGAAAAGUAUUUUUUCUAAUGAGAUUUAAAUAUGGUUUACUGAAGUGCAAUAAUAAUUUGUUGUGAUUUAUUCAUUUUUUAUUUUUACUAUUAUUUAUCGAUGUUUUUUUUUCUUUUGUGCUUUUACAAUUUUGCUAGAUAAUAAAACACGUCUUCAUUGUUUCAAAUACAGUUGUACUAAAUGUUUUAAUAUAUAUAUAUUAUAAAAUAUUGUUUUAAAAGUAAUGUCCUUUCCAACUCAUUGAUUUUUAUUGGUAAUGGUUUUUAUAUUAUAUUAUAAUAAAUUAGUAUUAUUCUAUUAUAAUAUGUAACUAAUUCACUGAAUUAACUUUUAAAGACAUAACUUGCUGUAUUCCUUGGUAUCUAUUAUUGUUUAUGACAACUGGAAUAUUGAGUAUAAUGGAUGAUGGUGCAUUUACAGAAUUUGUAUUCUAGCCAUACAACUCAAUCAAAUGUAAUUUUUUUUUAAUCUGAUAUAUUUUCAUAAGUAUAUUAUGUUGGAAAACCAUUUUACGCUUCAUAGUAUUGGUCUUUUGUCUAUGUUUGGUAGUUUGUUACAAGUUUAACAUUGUUGGAUUUAAUUUUGAUUCAUGAGUCAUGACUAUAUAAUUAUUUUGUUUAGUCUAGGAUUGAAUGUCAAACUAUUCACACUUGAUAUUCUAUUUUUAUGAGCUGAGCUUUUUUUUACAUAGGUACAAUAUACAUUUUAUAUUUACA
Messenger RNA from Aphis gossypii (cotton aphid), 3100 nucleotides. It is a transcript of the gene Sirt7, whose product is annotated as NAD-dependent protein deacetylase sirtuin-7. Gene Ontology annotation, molecular function: NAD+ binding. The record is from RefSeq and is a predicted model, not a curated record. The coding region runs from base 137 to 2020 and encodes 627 amino acids. Lineage: Eukaryota; Metazoa; Arthropoda; Insecta; Hemiptera; Aphididae. The transcript has 7 exons.